Messenger RNA from Malus domestica (apple), 4667 nucleotides. Its product is annotated as pentatricopeptide repeat-containing protein At5g65560-like. NCBI's taxonomy places the organism in Eukaryota, Viridiplantae, Streptophyta, Magnoliopsida, Rosales, Rosaceae. The record is from RefSeq and is a predicted model, not a curated record. Gene Ontology annotation, molecular function: protein binding.
CACUCAUUAUAGAAGCUUGGGAGGGCCGGAAGGGCCCAUGAGUUGAGCCCAGACCGCGAGGUGUGAAUUCCCCAUCCUCAGCAGCUGUCAGUCAGCACAUCACCAGCUGCAGAGAUUUCUCUAAAUGCCAAAACGAACUCCAAACAAACCUACGAUUUUCUCUUCCCUCUUCCUCCUCCUCCUUCUUCCCACUCUCCAACUCAUACACCAUUUCUUGGUCUGCACACGAUGAAGUGAAUUGGGUCGGGUCUUCCACCAAUGUCCGAAGAAGAAGAUGAUGAGAAAACCCAUGGCCGUCAUCUGCCACCCACCUGAGCCCUUCCUCUUCCUCCUCCUCAAACCCUUUUAUUCCAUUUCCUCCCCCGCCACCGCUCCCCUUCCCCUCUCCCCCGAACCGCACGAUCUCUCCGCCCAGCUCUUCUCCAUUCUCUCCCGCCCCAAUUGGCAGCGCCACCCUUCCCUAAAAAAACUUGCCCCCUCCAUAUCCCCUUCUCAUGUCUCCUCCGUCUUCGCUCUCAAACUCGACCCCCAAACGGCCCUCGGAUUCUUCAACUGGAUUGCCCUUAAACCCGGAUACAAGCACACUGUCCAGUGCCAUUCUUCCCUCCUCAACAUUCUCCUUCCCAAUGGGUUUCUCCAGGUCGCGGAAAAGAUCCGAAUUUCCAUGAUUAAGGCGUCCAGUUCCCCACAAGAUGCCGUUUUUGUGCUCGAAUAUUUGCGGGCAUUGAAUGGCGCCGAAGAGUUCGAGUUCAAGCUCACCCUCAGGUGCUACAAUUUUCUUCUAAUGUCAUUGUCUAAGUUUUCCCUGUUUCAAGAUUUGAAAGCUCUGUACUUGGAGAUGUUAGACGAUAUGGUUUCGCCAAAUCUGCAUACUUUUAAUACCAUGAUCCAUGCUUACUGUAAAUUGGGUAACGUGGCCGAGGCGGACUUGUAUUUCAGUAAGAUAGGGCAGGCGGGUUUGCACCCCGAUACGUUUACCUACACUUCAUUGAUCCUGGGGCAUUGUAGGAAUAAGGAUGUGGAUAGUGGUUGUAGUGUUUUCAAGCUAAUGCCGCAAAAGGGUUGUCAAAGAAAUGAGGUUUCCUAUACUAAUUUGAUUCAUGGGUUUUGUGAGGCUGAUCGGAUCGAUGAGGCUCUCAAGUUGUUUUCUCAAAUGGGGGAGGAUAAUUGUUUUCCGACUGUGCGUACAUUUACAGUUCUUAUUUGCGCCUUGUGUAAAUUGGGAAGGAAAAUAGAAGCUAUGAAUCUGUUUAAAGAGAUGACGGAAAUGGGUUGUGAACCAAAUGUUCAUACUUAUACUGUGCUCAUUGAUAGCAUGUGUAAGGAAAAUAAGCUUGAUAAGGCAAGAAACUUGCUAAACAAGAUGUUGGAGAAAAGGUUGGUUCCUAAUGUUGUCACGUACAACGCAAUGAUUGAUGGGUACUGCAAGGAGGGAGCAGUUGAGGCUGCACUUGGUAUUUUGGCUUUGAUGGAAUCGAGUAAUUGUUUUCCAAAUGCUCGGACGUACAAUGAAUUGAUUUGUGGAUUUUGUAAAAGGAAAAAUAUACACCAGGCAAUGGCACUGCUUGGUAAGAUGCUUGAUCGGAAACUCUCACCAAGCCUAUAUACAUAUAACUCAUUAAUCCAUGGGCAAUGUAAAAUAGGUCAUUUGGAGAGUGCUUAUAGGCUGCUUAAUUUGAUGAAAGAAGGCGGUUUGGUUCCUGACCAAUGGUCUUACAGUUCUCUCAUAGACACACUCUGUAAGAAGGGGAGACUGGAAGAAGCUCAUGCCCUGUUUGAUUCUCUCAAAGAGAAAGGCAUAAAGUUGAAUGACGUGAUCUUUACUGCUUUGAUUGAUGGUUAUUGCACGGUUGGGAAAAUUGACGAUGCCCAUUCUUUGUUUGAUAGAAUGCUUGUAGAAGACUGUUUGCCGAACUCAUACACUUACAAUACCUUGAUAGAUGUGUUGUGCAAAGAAGGAAGACUGAAGGAAGCAUUAUCACUGGUAGAAAAGAUGGUAAGUAUUGGUGUGAAAGCUACAGUACAUACUUAUACAAUUCUAAUUAAACAAAUGUUGAAGGAAGGGGACUUUGACCAUGCUCAUAGGCUUUUAAACCAGAUGGUUAGUUCUGGUAAUCAGCCUGACCUAUUUACUUACACCACCUUUAUUCAUGCAUAUUGCGGCAUAGGAAAUGUAGAAGAGGCAGAGAAAUUGAUGAUUAAGAUGAAUGAAGAAGGAAUUGUAGCAGAUUCGUUGACUUACACAUUGCUAAUUGAUGGAUAUGGACGCAUGGGAUUAAUUGAUUGUGCAUUUGAUGUUCUUAAGCGCAUGUUUGAUGCUUCUUGUGAUCCUUCGCAUUAUACCUAUUCCUUUCUGAUCAAACAUCUUUCAAAUGAAAAGUUGACAGAGACAAGGAAUAAUAUACUGGGAAUGGAUUUGAUCUCAAAUGUCUCCUUGAUUGAUAUUGCUGAUGUGUGGAAGAUAAUGGAUUUUGACAUUGCUUUAGACCUUUUUGAAAAAAUGACUGGACAUGGUUGUGCACCCAGUACCAACACUUAUGACAAACUUAUAGUAGGUCUUUGCAAAGAGAGGCGCUUGGAAGAAGCCCAGAGGUUAUACAGUCAUAUGAAAGAGAGGGAAGUUUCUCCCAGUGAGGAUAUUUAUAAUUAUCUUCUUAACUGUUGCUGUACAUUGCAAAAGUAUGGAGAGGCAGCAAUCUUGGUGGAUGCGAUGAUUGAGGAUGGUUAUUUACCGACAUUGGAGUCCUCCACGUUGCUUGUAUGUGGGCUUCUUGAUGAAGAGAAGAGUGAGAAGGCAAAAGCAGUUUUUCGUACUUUGCUUCAUUGCGAAUAUAAUUACGAUGAAGUAGCUUGGAAAGUUCUCUUUGAUGGUUUACUUAAGAGGGGUCUUGGCAAUAUAUGCUCUGAGCUCAUAAGCAUCAUGGAGAAGUUGGGUUGCCGGCUUCAUCCUCAGACAUAUUCAAUGUUGAUUGAGGGAAUCGAUAGUCCGUAAAACUGCUGGGUUUUUUUUCUUCUGGGAUUUAAUUCUUUAUCUGUGAGCACUACUACAAGCAAAGUGAUUUUAAAACUUAUAUUCCCAGAUAUCUGGUAAGCACUAUGAAUUGUGAAUACAGAGUGUUCACACUAUAAGAUGCUACAAAGAUCAUUAUUUAUGUCUCAGGAGAAUAUGAUACUGGAUUUGCAGUCUUUAUUUGCGCUGUGAAUGUACCGUCUCUUCAGUGAGUGCAUAUAUGUUUCUCUGGGACGAGGACCUUGGCAUUGAGGAUUUUGACUCAAAAUGGUCAGUAUAACCAGUACAAUCCGGUAAAACGUUCUUAGCAUCCAUGUGAUAUCUAAAAGUACCACGGGAAGAUGGACUUGAAAUAUCAGAGCUAGCUAUUGAUGACGCCAAGUCAGAGCUGUAUCAUUCAAUCAAUAGAUGUAUGAAGAAAUCAGAAGUGCAGAGGAUGAGCUCAGCUUUGGCGCUGAUGUUCGAUGUUGUUCACUCUUCAUUCCAUCUAUUCAUUUGCACAAUGGAACCACUUAUCUAGUUAGUGUGACUUAUCGGGUUGCUAGGAUGCUGGUCCGGUAUUGCAAUGAAGAUCUCGUGCGGUAAAAGGGGUUAACAGUGUUUGGUUGCCCCAUGCAUAUGCCAACUAUAUUAGCAAACCAAAUGCAAGAAUGCAAGGUCGGUGGUCGCCAUUCAUAUACUCAUCAGAAAACAGAAAUCAGUACUGUAUGGCUGUGAUUGUGCGUGCAGAUUAUCGGGCGCAGAACCGGCUGAGCUGGGGGAGCUUGGAGGGAAGUGGCUGGUAUUUACUCGAUCGUACAGCCUCACCUGCUGACAUGAUAUAUCUCAAACAAUGUAUAGAAUUUUCGUGAUGAUUUCAGACAGCAGAUGACAAAUAUUUCAAGUCUGACGAGCAAUCAAUUUACGAUGUAUUAUGUUCAUGUCAAGUUUCAACGUAAUGCGAUCCCGUUUAAAAAGAUUGUUCAGUAGAGGACGUAUGGUUGUACAUUUCUUCAGGUUCGAUUUGUGCGCGUCGUCCUCAUCCUCGUAGUUUUAUCGACCCCACCCCGACUCAUGAGGACAUCACCAAUCCGGAUCCUCGAUCAGAUUGGUUGUUGGCUAAUUAAAACAAACUAAUUGGUAAUCAAUACUACUAAUUCUCAACAAACUGGAUUUGGAUGUGGCUUACACCAAGAAACCAAAGUUGAUGUAGGCGAUCGUUAACGAGACAUUGCUUCAAAUUCCGAAGCAUCAAGUGGCAGAAAUGAGAGAGGAAGUCAUAAGAUUGAUUCCGAGAGUGAUAUAUGCAGAUCCAAGGGCAUCCUGAUUGGAGACAGUUGAAGAUGCAUUCGAAAUAGCAGUUAAGGGAGUGCUUGGCAAAGUACAGAAAACUAGGAAGGACAUGAAAGAGGGUAAAGAUCCUGGCAAUGCUUUCUGGGAAAUAAACCCUACUGAAUUCGAUAUGCCUAAGCUCGGGAUGAGGGGAAGAAAAUUUAAACAGAAGUAUAACCGAUUGUUUCUUAAUAAGCAACAAUCGUGUUACAAUGCAAGUAUUUCCAAAAGUUAAAUCACAUUUGAAUUUGGAAUUAGCUUUCUCUACAUUUAUAUAGUACCUUCCUUGUCCUAAGUGUAUACCAGAAAAGAACGUAGAGUGAUGAAUGAUUACUUUUAUCCGCCA